CGCCGCCGCCGGCGCCCUCAAGAUGCUGCCCGCCGACCACCGCGGCAAAUCCAAAAAGACAGUGGACAAGAACAGCAACGAGUACCGCGUGCGCCGCGAGCGCAACAACAUCGCGGUGCGCAAGAGCCGCGACAAGGCCAAGAUGCGCAACCUGGAGACGCAGCACAAGGUCUUGGAACUGACGGCCGAGAACGAGCGGCUGCAGAAGAAGGUGGAGCAGCUCUCCCGGGAGCUGAGCACCCUCAGGAACUUGUUCAAACAGCUGCCCGAGCCGCUGCUCGCCACCUCGCCGCGCUGCUGACCCCCGCGCGGGGCGGGCGCCGCCUCCAUC
Tinamus guttatus (white-throated tinamou) is the source of this 331-nucleotide messenger RNA. The record is from RefSeq and is a predicted model, not a curated record. NCBI's taxonomy places the organism in Eukaryota, Metazoa, Chordata, Aves, Tinamiformes, Tinamidae.